This is a messenger RNA of Poecilia latipinna (sailfin molly), 1994 nucleotides long. It is a transcript of the gene slc66a1, whose product is annotated as solute carrier family 66 member 1. NCBI's taxonomy places the organism in Eukaryota, Metazoa, Chordata, Actinopteri, Cyprinodontiformes, Poeciliidae. Bases 197 to 1294 code for a protein of 365 amino acids. Gene Ontology annotation, cellular component: membrane. Gene Ontology annotation, molecular function: basic amino acid transmembrane transporter activity. The record is from RefSeq and is a predicted model, not a curated record. The transcript is spliced from 8 exons.
AAUUAUUAUUCUUACAAGUCAGAAUGUAAAUGCAGAUAUCUCAAAUUACAAUUCCGGAUAGUCAACGUGUAGUUUUGUCUAGUCAAAAUGCAUUUUUAGAUAUCUGGAACGUAAUUACGGAUAGUCAGACAAACCCGAAUUUAUGUUAAAAUGGCCUGCCAUAUUUAGUCACGCAUGCGCAUGACUACGUUUGCGGAUGCGUUUUUAUAAAAUCAACCAAUCAGCGCGCGGUUGGGAAGACAAUACAGUCGCUGGUAUUUACUGUGUUCUUCAAUGGUAUGUUCCCAACUUCGGGAUCGACGUUUUUGUGCGUAGAAACGAAUCCACAGGCGUGUCAGCGGCUACACAGCAGACUAUGUGGAAAGGCAACGUCUUCACCCUGAGCUCGCCCGGAUGGACAGAUUCAGGAAACUUCAGCUCGUUGUGUCCGAAUGGCUCCCAGUGGGUUUGGGAAGGCCUGGGGGAAUGCGCCCAGGAUGCGAGGGACAUGGCCAGCGUCUGCCUGGGUCUCCUGUCCAUCGUCUGUUUCAUGGUGUCCUCUCUUCCUCAGUACUACAGUUCCUGUAAAAAGGGGAAUAUGGACAGUGCCCUAUCAGUCUGGUUUCUGCUGCUGUGGUUGGGAGGCGAUUCCUGCAAUCUGAUUGGCUCCUUUCUGGCUGACCAGCUUCCACUUCAGACCUACACAGCGAUUUAUUAUGUCUUGGCCGACCUGCUGAUGCUUGCCAUGUACACAUACUACAAAAUGAGACACAGAAUGGUUCACAGGAGAACAGUUUUGAACGUCGUGGGCAUUUCUUGCGUUCUGGGCCUGACUGCUGGUCUGGCCCACCUCCCUGGGGUCGACCCCGAACCUGAAAUGAUCUUCUCUGGGUUCAGGAGCCGCUCUUUGCUCUCAACCACUGACACUAGCUCUAUUCAGCCUUUUACCCCUAGAGAGAUUAUUGGUUUCUCCAUUGGGUCGGUGUCAUCCGUCCUCUACCUCUGCUCUAGGCUGCCACAAAUGCACACAAAUUUUAAGAGGAAGUCGACGGAGGGAGUGUCUUACUUCUUGUUUGCUCUCGUCAUCUUGGGGAACACUACCUACGGCCUGAGUGUCUUAUUGAAGAACCCUGAGCGGGGCCACGGCGAGAGAAGCUACCUGGUCCAUCACCUGCCCUGGCUCAUCGGCAGCCUCGGAACGCUCACCCUGGACCUCAUCAUCUCAGUGCAGUUCUUGAUCUACCGCAAGGCUCCGGUUCAGAACGUGAACGGCAGCCUGGGAACUGAUGAGACGGCGCCUCUGAUCCCGAGCUGAACCGACAGACGGAGGAGAUCCUGGAGAGAAGCUCAACUCCAAUCGAACUCAGUUUUAAUCAGUUUUAGUUUUUAUUUAUUAUAUGUUCGUCCUGAUUAAUGUUUACAGAUGGUUUUGUUUUUUAUUGCCGCAAUGGAAGUACAGAUAAAACUUCUUAUUUUAUCUGCUUUUUAGUGUCUGGGUUUCAGACGUCGGACAUGGAGCUCUGAGUCGUAACGUCAAGCAUUCAGACUAGACCAUUCCACAGAGGUUUCCUCUGAAACAACUACGGUGCUGUAAAGUUUCUGAACCUCCACAUCCAACCCUGUCUGUGGUGGUGAAAUGUGCCAGAAUAACUCCACUGUCUGGUAUUGUCCUUUUAAGAUUUUAAGACAUAUAAACCUUGUAUCUACAUCUGCUCUCCCCUUAACCUGCAGCAAAAAACAUGUCAGAAGUGUUGACAGAUCUUUUAUGCAGACUGUUCAUAUUUUCCUUGUAGUUUCAGGUUUUUACUCGAUGUUUUUGUGAAGAUGCAUGACCAGCUGAGUUUUAAAACUGUCUUAAAAAAAUUUUUUUUUUUUUUUUUUUUUUUGCCUUUUUAAUUUGCACAUUUUAUUGUGUGGUUUUGCACAUUUUGAAGCGAACGUUGGUUUUAUAUUGGAAGUGAUAAACAUAGCUAGUCGGUCCGUGUACUGUAAAGAAAUAAACAAAACAAAGACGA